This is a messenger RNA of Myotis brandtii (Brandt's bat), 1240 nucleotides long. RefSeq names its product unconventional prefoldin RPB5 interactor 1. Bases 1 to 1230 code for a protein of 409 amino acids. The record is from RefSeq and is a predicted model, not a curated record. Gene Ontology annotation, molecular function: phosphatase inhibitor activity; transcription corepressor activity; chromatin binding. The transcript has a single exon. NCBI's taxonomy places the organism in Eukaryota, Metazoa, Chordata, Mammalia, Chiroptera, Vespertilionidae. Gene Ontology annotation, biological process: negative regulation of transcription by RNA polymerase II; negative regulation of phosphatase activity.
AUGUCUCACGUAAAUAUUGUGUUUGUUAUUUCAGAUGUAAGAAAAACAAUAGAUGAUUUAAAAAAAGUGAUGACAAAUUUUGAAUCCAGAGUUGAAUUUACAGAAGAUUUGCAGAAAAUGAGUGAUGCUGCAGGUGAUAUUGUUGACAUAAGAGAAGAGAUUAAAAGUGACUUCGAAUUUAAAGCAAAACACCGAAUUGCUCAUAAACCUCACUCCAAACCCAAAACUUCAAAUAGCUUUGAAGCGGAUUUUGCAAAUGUUGGAUCCAAGGAUCUGCUCGCGGACCAGGAGCUGUGGGCUCGGCUGGAAGAACUGGAGCGACAGGAGGAGCUGCUGGGCGAACUUGAGAGUCAGCCUCCCACCGUGACUGCAAACGGAGAAGACACAGCGUCUUCCGAAGAGGAGAAGGAAGACGCCAGCACACGUGUGAACAGACGUGUGAACAGACACGUGAAUGGGACGCAUCCAGCGGCCGAAGCUGCGGCUCCCAGCUGUCGGCCCGCGGACGACACGGUUGCGGAGCUGCUCCGCAGGCCGAGCUGCGCUGUGAACGGCUCUCGUUGCCCCCUCAGUGAUGAGGAUGAGGAUGGUGACGACGACGAUGCUCUUGGGCCAGAGGCCAGCUCUGUACCAACCAUAUACUUUUCUCACACCGUCGAACCCAAGCGGGUUCGAAUCAAUACUGGGAAAAACACCACCUUAAAAUUCAGUGAGAAGAAGGAAGAAGCCAAACGGAAGCGAAGGAACAGCUGUGGUGGCCACCCGGCCCCGGAGCUGCCCACGAUCAGGACCCCUGCGGACAUCUACAGGGUCUUCGUGGACCUGGUGAACGGGGCGUACAUCCCUCGGAAGUCCAUCCUGAAGUCGCGCAGCCGCGAGAACAGCGUGUGCAGCGACACCAGCGAGGGCAGCGCCGACUGCGAGGAGCGCCGCGGGCUCCUGCGGAGUGUCAGCUGCCAGGAGGCCGCGGGCAGCGACGCCGGCGAGAGCAUUUUGGAGGAGGAGCAGGAGCAGCUUCCAGAGACGCUCCUGCCCGCGCCCGGGACGCUCGAGGCUUUUUCUGGAACUGUAAUAGAGAAAGAAUUGUCGCCCUGCCUCGCCCCGCACCCGGCCACGGUCCACCCUGUGCUGCCCACGAUCCCUGAGCGGAGAGAAGUCCCGUCAGAAGGGCCAGAGGUCACCAAGCGGGUGUCCAAGUUCAAAGCCGCCAGGCUGCAGCAGAGGACCUAGGCUGCAGCAG